AUGACUUGGCCCAUGCCUCGGAGGAAGAAGAGCUCCAUAAUUUGCGAACAACGAACAUGCAUCGUGAAAACAUUACACACUCCCUCAACCAACUCGGAAGUGACACAUAAAUCCAUAGAUCUGGAUCGUCUCUCUCCUUCCAAUGGCGUCAAUCCUAAGAAACUGAUAUCGAUACUUCUGCUUCCCUCUCUCUCACCUCAUCCCUCCUCAACGAUCAACAUGAAUCUGCGGGAAUCUCUGAUCGGAGUGCGGAAUGCUCCGGCUCUCCGGAGAGGUCACGCCCCCAACGACGAGAAUCUGGAUCUCUUCUCCGCGAGCCGCCGCUCCUUCCCCUUAGCUUCGGCCGACGAUUCCUCCAACGUUUCGGAGAAAUUCGGAAGACUCCCUGUAGGAGCCAUAACAGUGCCCAAGAGUGGAGCAGAUGAUCUAUUGUCUUCAGCUGAAGGAGGGAAACAUGACUAUGACUGGCUUCUCACUCCUCCUGGAACACCUCUCGGACGCGAAUCUCGCCCAACUUUGGCAGCUCCGAAGACAAAUUCCUCGGCUAGAUCUAGUUCGUCAAGGCUUUCGGUUUCACAGUCAGAAAGCAGUUACCAAUCCUCAAGACCAGCCAGAAGUAGCUCUGUUACUCGCCCCUCCAUCUCUACCUCACAGUACAGUUCAUAUUCUUCAAGCCGAUCACCAUCUUCUGUCCUGAACACAAGCUCUGCUUCAGUGUCAUCCUACAUUAGACCUUCCUCUCCGAUCAACCGUUCUUCACCUAUAGCUAGGCCUUCCACUCCUACUCGUACCACCUCAUCAAGGGCCUCUACUCCUUCAAGAAUACGUCCAAGCUCAUCUAGUUCAUCCAUAGACAAGACCAAACCAUCCCCGACGUCAAGGCCUUCUACUCCGACUUCUAGGCCACAGCUUUCAGCAAACUCGAGUACAAUUGCUUCUAGACCUAGUUCCCGUCCUUCAACUCCUACACGUCGAAACCUGUCCACCUCAGUGUCUGCAUCAGCUGGACCCAAUGUUUCAGGUGGACGUGUUGUAUCAAACGGACGUACGACAGCUUCGUUGUCUAGCCCAAGCUCCCCAGGACCUAGAGUCCGACCAUCCCAACAGCCAAUCGUGCCACCAGAGUUUCCUUUGGAGACGCCGCCAAAUCUCAGAACAACUCUUCCAGACAGACCAAUUUCUGCUGGAAGGUCUCGGCCAGUAGCUGCUACUAUGACGACGAAAGCGAGUCCAGAGCCGAAAGCGUCCAUGACAAGAAGGAAUCCAUCUCCCGUUGUUGCAAGAGGAAGACUCACAGAGACAGCUGGGAAGGGCCGUGUCAAUGGUAAUGGGCACGUGACAGAUGCAUCAGAGGCUCGGAAGGUUUCAAACAUCUCGGACAUAAUGUCUCGGAGAAGUGUGAAAUCGUCUGCAUCAGUGACAGAGAGCAAUGGGCUUGGGAGGUCAUUCUCAAAAAGUUCACUGGAUAUGGCCAUCAGGCACAUGGACAUAAGAAACGGGAAGGGAAGCAGCCGUGCAACUCUGUUCCCUCAGAGCAUAAGGGGAGCGUCAUCCAAGGUGCAGUCUGUCAACUGUGGCAACAGAGUGGGGGAGAAGGGAAGGAGGGUGGAGAAUGGGAAAGGGGCAACGGAGGAGGGAAGUUGGGCGGUGGGGAAGAUGGACGUGUACGAGAGUUCCCGCUACGAUGCGCUCUUGCUCAAAGAGGACGUGAAGAACAUGAACUGGUUGCACAGCCUUGAUGACAUUUCAUCAGAACACCCACUUUUAUUUGACAAUGGCUUCGAGCUGCUUCCUGAGCCCUUUUGACACACACACACACUCUUCUUUUACACAGAAUUAUGAUGGCUCUUCUUGAUUCUUGAGUGCCGUUUCUAGCACUUGUCCAGGUUAUGAGAUUUGUAAAAGUCGCAAAAAAUAUGAAAUUUGCUUGUUUUUUUUUUGGAUCACAUUUAUGUUCAGAUACAAAUCUGGUUGAGUUAAUAUUUUACAUAAUA
Molecule: messenger RNA, 1994 nt
Organism: Tarenaya hassleriana
Lineage: Eukaryota; Viridiplantae; Streptophyta; Magnoliopsida; Brassicales; Cleomaceae
Product: flocculation protein FLO11
Exons: 6
Coding region: 1-1806 (601 amino acids)
Biological process (GO): cortical microtubule organization
Cellular component (GO): cortical microtubule
Source: RefSeq, a predicted model, not a curated record